CUCUAAGACGCUCAUCCUGUCGGCAGACGGCGAGAUGGCGACCCAAACCUGUCCUGCAUCAAACAAGACUUGACAGUGAGACCUCGCUGAUCUGGACCGUCGUAUCCGCAAUUUUGGACAAGGAUGUUCGCACAGCAGAGCAUAUUUCAGUACCUGGGGCAGAACGAUUCUGGCGCCUCGUUCUGGGACCUCAGCUUUUCUGGCAUCAACACCUCCAACAUGGUGAGCAGGGAGCGUCCAGUCGGUUGCCGUUCUUGGCAGCCGGCCAAUCACGUGCUGUAUCAGCUGGCCUGCACUGCGAUCGCCAUGGGACUCCUCGCCAUCGACACUCCUUACGGAGCUCUUCUUCUGCACUCCCUCUUUUUCCUCGGGUACCUGCUGAUGUCCAUCUGGUCCUGGGUCAUCUUGUGUGCUCCAGACUUCUUUUCAUGGAACUUCGCUUUCCUGCUGCUCAACGGCGUGCAGACAAUGUCGCUGAUCUACAGCAUCCGACCUGUCCGCUUCUGCCAGGAACUGGAGGAUGUGUAUGUUCACCUCUUUCAGCCGCUCAGAGUUCCAAGGUCCUUGUACAAACGACUGGUUGGGGCAGAGUAUUGCACUCUGAUGACGCUGAAUGAAGGAGAAUUCUACGCCACACAGUCCAUCACCAAGACAGACAAACUGGGUCUCCUCAUCUCUGGAAGCAUGAACGCUUACAGCAACAGAACACUUCUGCACACCAUCAAGGCCAAACAGUUCAUUGAUUCACCGGAGUUCGAAUCCAGCAACAGCGGGGAGGAGAAAUUCCAGGUAUCAAUAGUUGCCGGUGGCGUGUGUCGCUACAUCUUCUGGCCGCGACAGAGUCUGGAGUACCUGCUGGUUCAGGAGCCUUACCUGGCUAAUGUUCUCAACAUCGUCCUUGGCAGGGAUAUUACCAACAAGCUGUACGCCUUAAACGAGAGGGUCUCUGCUCAAGAAGGGUCAAGACUGGACAUUCGUCUGCCGAGUGUGUCGCCAGGCUUGCGGACCAGACGUGACAUUCGCAAAGCAGUGGUGGGAGUGCCCAAUCCCUCCACCGAUGAGGUGCCGGACGAGGCCGCCACCACGGCAGCCAUGGUGGGCACGGUUAUCGGAGAUGCAACCGUUGACGAGGACAGUGAUGACUACGACGAUCCUUUUAACCACCUAAGCGAGAAGGUAGAGCUCCUGAACGGGCAUGCUGGAAGCUGCACGGUGCUGCAUGCGGCCAUGAUGAUACCCCCAUCUAUCUCCCCACAGCCCAACGGCUCUUCCUCUAGUCGAUCUUCUUCAAGCCUCUCUCGACAUUCUGGCCUGCACUUUGACAUCUGAUUAUUAUUAUUAUUAUUAUUAUUAUUAUUCCCGCUCUUUAAUCCCACUAAAAUUCUGUUCACAUACCCCUUGUUCUGUACGCAAUCUUAUGGCUUUAUUGCUGGUACGAUAAUGAUGGAUGUACAAAAAAUGUGUUUAUAUUAUGAAUCGUGUUACAAAAUAAGAAGAGAUGCAUUUUAAAAAGUGGAGUAUUUUUCUGAAUUAUAUUUCUGAUAAAAGAAGCAUGCAGUUUUCAAAUAUGGUUCACCUGAGUACACUGUAUCUCAACUACAAAAUUCCCGUAACCCCUGACAUUAAGCUAGGUUGCAGUUUGCAAACUUUUUGACCUUUUUGUAUAUUCAGAUUGUGUGUGCGCGUGCGUGUGUGUAUGCGCGCAUGCAUAUAUAUAUAUUCAUGCAUGAAACUUAGUGCACGCACAUAUCGAUUACCAUGAAGGUGAAGAUUGACCCUGCAUGUCAAGAUGUCAGCUUCCUGCAGUUGUUGGUGUUGUUUUAUUUGCAACGAGUUCCAUCUUGCGUCAGAAUCAUGUUACGCUAAUGAUGUUUUGCAUGUCGGUUAUUUUCAAUACAGGAAUCUCAGUUCUCGUGUUGUUUUCAAACGUAACAACUGAUUUACGCCGAAGCUGCACGGCAUGACGCGAGUUCAGCAGUUACAAAGCAGUAUCAAUGACAAUUAUCUAAUUUGGGCAGCUGGUCUUUUUGGUUUGGGUGGGCUGGGUAGAUGUCAAGUCUGGAUGCAAAAACAGUCAAAUCGGGAGUGCAAUCUAGGAGAACUGCACCUAAUUGACGUCACGGCUACUGCAGGUUAUUUCUGGGCCUCUGAGUUGCACCUGUGUACCUUGGAUGGACACCGGCAGGUGUGUGUGAAGAAAGAAUCACGACGCUGCAGUUCACUGGAGAUUGUCAGCAAUGCGGAGUCUGAAUGAAUUCGCUGUAAUUUCUGGAUUCAGUUACUCAUUUCACGUGGUCUCCCGAUUCACUGAACCCUUGGACAAGCGGCUGAAAACUUCAGUGUUACCUGUUGUAAUGCUGUCAGCCAUGUUGUCAUUACCAUCACGCAUAUAGGCUUCCUUCUGGUAGUAAUGUACCUGUCUUUAUUUGUCAAUAACGUUCCAGAAUGUGAAUUCAAAUUUUUUUCUAAAACAUGCGGAUUGAGUUAUAUCUUGUUCUUGUCCCUACUUGUAUAUUACUAAAUUACUAUUCUUUUGCUAAUUUUUAUUCAUAACAACAAUACUAUUAGCUUGUGAUAAGAAAGACGCCAAAACUUUAGGAUAAUCUAUAAUACAUGCUGAAGUGUCCAAUCGUACUUUCCAUUUUGUCUUCAUGAGAAUUAUUGACUCUAAAGGACAUUCUUACAAUAGAGAUAUCAAGUAAUGACUACUGUGUCAGUUAACUGCGAUGACAAGAUUGAAAGAUAACUUUGUCCCAGCUACAGUUCUGUACGAGGAGGAUGCAGAGACAAAACAGACUAUAAAGCUUAAGACUUUGGCACGCCUUUGAACUCCGAACUAUAUAUAACCUUAUGUGAAGGUUUUUGUAACUCACUAUAACUAAUCAAAACGCUUCAAAGGUCAUUUAAGAAGGAAAUGACCGUGAUUUGAACUUUCAAAUUCAGUGACUUCAUUGCUUUUAUUUGGAUAACUCGCAGAGUUCAGAAUGUGUUGUAUUAGACUCACUUGCCUAGAAUCCGUUCAAUCACUCAACAAAGAAAACACUGUAUACAUGUAAACAAUUCCCCAGAGGCUGUAGAGGCAAAUAUCAAACAUGAUUGACGAGGUCGACCGAAGGAGUGGUCAAGAACUAGUCUGAUUGUGUUUAAACGAAGAUGUAAUGUUCUUAAGGUUGACAGAUUUUCAUCUCGGGUGUGGAGAAAAACUAUAUCAUGGAACUGAGGUAGAUAUAUUCUCGCUGAAGGCGAGGACAACCUUCACGUGCACGUCUCGUGUUGAUGAAGAUCGAUACUCGCUGAAGUCGCGGAAAAAAUAUGUUGUGUAUUUAGGUCGACAGAAUUUCACCAACAGUGUGGAAAAAAUAUCAAUGUCUGCUUGGAAAAUUCUAGUUUCGAGAAACAUUCAAUGAAAUUUUUUAUUUGUUCCUGUCACUCAGUCGAACUUUGUGAGGCAGGCUUAACUACCAAACCGUCAGGUCAGGUGAAAGAGAAUGGAAGAUCUAUUCAACACAACACAAACACAGUUCGCAACUGGAAGCUUCUAGUAUAUGAGAAGAUGUCUUCCUGUCUUAUUGUCAGAUCCUUGGAGUAUGUACGGUUGCAAGUACUUUCCGACAUAAAUCUGAAUAAAUAGCCCAUAUUAAGAAGCAUAGUGAUUUUCCUUUUGGGUUUUUUAUCUUUCUUUUCCUUUUCUUUCUUUUGUUGUCUCUCAAAGCUCCUUACUCUUAAUAUCUUAAGUUGAAGCAACUUGCAUUCGAGGCUGACACUUUGUCACAUGUUUCUUAUAUAGGUCCUCAGCUGAUUAUAAAUAAUUUUGUUUCCUUUAAAGCCAUGAUGCAAAUGCUUCUUUACCAAGCCAGCCAGCUAUUGUCUUUGUCUCACCUGCAGCCGUUGCUUGUGUAUUUUUAAUGCUCGUAUGUGGUUCUCAGUGUGAGUGAGCAUCGUUCUGAUGGAGAUGAUUUUCUGCGAAGUUGUUCCUAAAAAAAAAAUCGAUUGCUGGCUACUGUUGUUUGUUGUAAACUCUUAGAGAAAUGUCAUGCGAUGAAUUCCUUUCUCGUUACCUUGGUGAUAAUAAAAGGCUCAUUGAAAAGACCAA
This is a messenger RNA of Pomacea canaliculata, 4093 nucleotides long. RefSeq names its product popeye domain-containing protein 3-like. Bases 124 to 1329 code for a protein of 401 amino acids. The transcript has 8 exons. NCBI's taxonomy places the organism in Eukaryota, Metazoa, Mollusca, Gastropoda, Architaenioglossa, Ampullariidae. Gene Ontology annotation, cellular component: sarcolemma. The record is from RefSeq and is a predicted model, not a curated record. Gene Ontology annotation, molecular function: cAMP binding.